AUGGCUUCCACCUCCCUCCCAAACAGACAACGAGCCCUCUCGAACUGCUACGAAGACCGCCAAAAGAUCGUAGCACUCCCCGAUCUCAGACCAGGUGACGUCAAUGAAGCCGUCGCCCAUGUCCAGAACCACCUCAGGCACUACGGCUACCUUCGAGAGAACGACACCAUCACACAGAAUGUCUAUGAUCCCGUGACUUGCGAGGCAGUGAUGCGGUACCAGAGGAACACGGGUAACACAGCGACAGGCGUGUUGGACGAGCAGACGAAGAGGACGAUGAUGGCUAGCCGAUGCAACCUUCCUGAUUGCAUGAGAACUUGUGGCCAUUGA
Messenger RNA from Mollisia scopiformis, 330 nucleotides. RefSeq lists its product as uncharacterized. The transcript has a single exon. The coding region runs from base 1 to 330 and encodes 109 amino acids. NCBI's taxonomy places the organism in Eukaryota, Fungi, Ascomycota, Leotiomycetes, Helotiales, Mollisiaceae. The record is from RefSeq and is a predicted model, not a curated record.